AACUUCUCUCUCUCUCUACCUUACCUCUCCAUCCUUUCGGCCCCAUUCCUCACAUGCCUCCCCCCCGUCACGACGGCCCCCACCACGGCGGCGAGCCCGCCGCCCACGGCCACCGCCACGGCGGCGCCUCCCCGCCGGGGCCGCCGCCGCCGCCGAAGCAGAACCCGAAGCUGCUCUCCCUCCUCCUGAAGGCCAUAAUAAUGACCCUGAUAACCACCCUCUUCUUCCUCUUCCUCGGCUUGGCCGCCAUCAUCCUCCUCCACCUCUGCCUCGCCGGCGGCCUCCUCCACCGCCGCCGCCAGAUCGACCUCCCGCCUGCCCCCGGCGGGGCGCUGCCCCCGCGCGAGCUCAAGAGGCUCCCCAAAUUCAGGUACCCGAAGAGGGGGGCUCAGGGCCAACAGUAUCAAGGCUGUACCGAUUGUGCGGUCUGCUUGGACGAGUUCAGCCAAGGCCAGUGGUGCAGGAAGCUGGUCGGGUGCGGUCACGUCUUCCAUAGGAGCUGCGUGGACACUUGGCUCGUCAAGGUCGCUGCUUGCCCGGUUUGCCGGUCGCAGGUCCGAGCCCAGGUGGGGUCCACGAGGUCCGGGAUCGACGGACGAGAUUGCAAGCAGCUUUGGGCUUUCGGUAGGGAGACGCCCAUUUGAGGGAUCCGGCGGAUAGGACUUGCGGGAGUCCUUGAAAAGUGGUUAGAUUGUUGGUCAUGCGUUGAAAAAUUCAAUCUAUGUUUUUUUCGGGCAAUGAAAUAUAGUGGAUUACCAGCUGCAGCAAUUUUGUUCUUUCCUACUUUAGUUCCUCAAGUUGUUCUGGGAUCAGUUUGGUUAUGUUUGGUUAGCUAGAAAUGUGAAAUCCCGGUGCAGUUGAAGUUUUGGUUGUGAAUAAAAUGCUGUCCUAGUUGAAUGUUGUGUUUUGUUGUUA
Syzygium oleosum is the source of this 915-nucleotide messenger RNA. Its product is annotated as RING-H2 finger protein ATL56-like. The record is from RefSeq and is a predicted model, not a curated record. The transcript has a single exon. Bases 54 to 644 code for a protein of 196 amino acids. Lineage: Eukaryota; Viridiplantae; Streptophyta; Magnoliopsida; Myrtales; Myrtaceae.